Sinocyclocheilus rhinocerous is the source of this 1935-nucleotide messenger RNA. Its product is annotated as zinc finger protein 501-like. The transcript is spliced from 4 exons. Gene Ontology annotation, molecular function: DNA-binding transcription factor activity, RNA polymerase II-specific; RNA polymerase II cis-regulatory region sequence-specific DNA binding. NCBI's taxonomy places the organism in Eukaryota, Metazoa, Chordata, Actinopteri, Cypriniformes, Cyprinidae. Gene Ontology annotation, biological process: regulation of transcription by RNA polymerase II. Bases 63 to 1514 code for a protein of 483 amino acids. The record is from RefSeq and is a predicted model, not a curated record.
AAACCAUAGAGCGACCGAAACAAGAGCUUACAGUUUGAACCCUCAACCGAUGCGGGGUUUUAAUGUUGAUCAUGAAAGCGCAGGUGGAUGUGCUCUGCUGUAAAUCAGUAGGAACUGAUCUGUCCAUGCUGGAUAUUGAGGAUUUCAUCUCAGAAAUCUGUCGGCUGAAGAAAGAGGUGGCGUCUCUGGAGGCAAAGCUGAGAGAAAGAGGAGAGGAUUCAGUCUGGAGCGUCAGAGAUCAGAGAUCCAGAGACACACAGGACUCAGAGCUCAGCCUUAGUUUGCUCUGUUAUACUGACGCUCAGGAGAGCGUGUGUGACAGUCAUGGGUCCGUCACCUCCUCAGAGUCUCUGGGGUCUGACUGUAACGCUGGAGAACAGCAGACGCCGAUGAAGACGUGCUCCGUCAAACUGGUGGACUGCAGGAAUAUAAAGGAGACGAGAGAAGAAUCCACUGUGGAGAAAGUACAACGUGACAAUGAUGAUGAUGACUUUAUUCCUUCGGAUGAAAACACCAGAUCAUCUUCUGAUGAAGAAACGGCCUCGACAUCAAAAGAGCAGCCGACGGCCAAGAGUUUCUCCUGCGUCACCUGUGGGAAAACAUUCAGCAAACGGGGAAAUUUAGCAAGACACGAGAGGAAACACACAGAACAGAAAGACUUCAGCUGCAAGGUAUGCGACAUCAGCUUUCCUACCUUAAAAGAAAGAAGACUUCAUUCAAAAGAGCACAGGGUGAAGAAGGAGUUUCGCUGCGAACAGUGCGGGAAGGUUGCCUUCUCUUCUGGUAAUUUGAAAAUUCACAUGAAGACGCACACUGGCGAAAAGCCUUUCCACUGCAGCGAGUGCGACAAGUAUUUCAGCGCCAAACAAUCUCUUAUUGUUCAUAAGCGAAUCCACACGGGGGAGAAGCCGUACAAGUGCCCUCACUGCGAGAGAAGAUUCAGAGAUGGGUCCCAUUUCAAGACACACAUGCGUUCGCACGCCAGCGAGAGGCCGUACCAGUGCAGCGAAUGUGGGAAAACCUUUAAGCAGCCCAUUUGUCUAAUAUCCCACCAAAAAAUCCACUCGGAGAAACUGCACCAGUGCACACACUGUGACAAACGCUUCCGUCAUAUUUCUCAUCUGCAUUGUCACGAGAGGACUCACACCGGAGAGAGACCGUACCUGUGCUCUCACUGCGGGAAGAGCUUUUCCGAUCCGACUCAUUUCAAAGUCCAUCAGAGAAUUCACACGGGAGAAAAACCGUACCAAUGUAGCGUUUGCGGGAAGAGUUUCCGUCAACACACUAACCUACUGAAGCACAAGAGGAUUCAUAGCGGAGAAAGACCGUUCAAAUGCUCACAGUGUGACAAGACGUUUGCUCGAUCAGACGUCCUGAAGAUCCACGAGCGAGUUCAUACAGGAGAGAAACCUUACCGCUGCUCCAUUUGCGGCGAGAGAUUCGCUUAUUUGGGGGGUUUUCAGACCCAUCAGAACAAACACGCUAAAGAACAAACUGCUCCAGAAUCAUUGUAGUGACUUUCAUCAGUCAAUCUGGAAGCUUAUCCUGAAACAGUAUAGAGUUUAUAAUGGCAGUAGGAAGCAGUCACAUUGAGCUUUCGUGUGAAUUGGGAGUAGAACUUGAUUGUUGAAUGCUGUGAUUGUAGUCGUGUUUAACAGAGCAGGACAAUGAUGCUGUAACAACACAAUUCUACAGGCAAAAGGCACCUAUUCAAAAUAUAGUUGUGUGUAUAUAUAUAUAUUUUUUUUUUCCCCCAAGCAGCUUUUAAAUCUCAAAUAAUUUUAUGAUAUCAUAUCAGAUGUUUGCUGGGGGAACAUACGCUAGCCGAGCAACUGCCAUUGAGAUGGAUGGGACUACUAAUGCAUAACUUUCUGCAAGUGUAUUAGACCUCCUUGAUAUGCACUAAGAAAGAAAUUGUGGGGGAAAAAAUGGAAA